AUGUUUGCUGUAGAUAACGCCAACACAUCGAGAGUGGCUGUCGUCGGCCGUAGGGGUCGUUCCGUCGAGAUUGGCGGCGCCCAGACCUCAUCCACUCAAUCUCCCAACCAUUUGAAUGAUACCAAAGCGAUCGCAUCGACAUCAUUGCAACCACAGCCAUCCACAUCAAAGGUCACUCAUUCGCCGCAUAUGAUGUCCGGCGCCGCCUCUUCUGCGGUCAACAUCGGCUCAAAGAGUGGUAAACUGAAUGAAUCCAAUCGGAGUUCGUUGAGUAGUGAAGGUUUUUGCGAGACAGAGAAUGAGACCUUUGAUGAGGCGAUGGCACCCAUUGAGUCCACCUCUAAGCUGCCCGAAGCUGUCAGGUCUGCCGCCGCCGUUGUCAACGCUGUCUUGAGGGACAGCAGCAGUGAUAGCACUGAUAUGAUUGCCGACGAAAACGGCAGUGAUCUGAGCGCCGACUGCGGCGUUAGUGUCAACCCUCUGGACGCCAACAGCAAUGCCGUCAAUAACGCGCCGCCCGUCGACAGAGCGGUGGCCAAAGAGGUGAAUGAAUACGAGUUAUAUUAUUACGACCCGAAGGCCAACGAGAAUAAGAACGGAAACUCAUUGACCGUCAAAAUACAAGCCCUGAAGACCGCGAAAGUGGAUGAAAAUGAAAGCGUGAGUGUUGUGGUCAAUAAGAUUGAAGAUCCCAUUGAAGUGCUGUUCGCCAGAGCGGAGGCACUGCACGCUCACGGAAGGACUCUCGAGGCGUGUCUGUUGGCCGUCAAAUUGGCCGAAGAGUUACUCUCCAAUCCGCCCAAUCUGUUAAUCGAGACGCCGAGUCCGCCCGCGCGCGGCAAACGUAACCGUCGUUUCAAUCCGGUCUGCCAUCAGGUCUCGCUUCUGGUGUCGGCCACGCUGUCGAUCCGCCGGAAGAACACGAGUCACAACCCGCUCUUGAGGCUGAUAGUGAUGGACCGGAAGGCUCACCCAGACAAACCAGACCUCUAG
Messenger RNA from Medioppia subpectinata, 993 nucleotides. The record is from the annotation of a GenBank genome assembly. Lineage: Eukaryota; Metazoa; Arthropoda; Arachnida; Sarcoptiformes; Oppiidae.